CAAUUUUUUGGUACGACCCUGCAGCCAACCUAGCCCUCACCGGAAUCCCAGGCACCGCCCCCGAGAAAGAAGAAGACGACAAAAUCAAAAAAGAACCCGAGACGAAGGAAGAAGAGAAACCUGACGAGAAAAAACCCGAAGAAAAGGAGGAAAAAGAGGACAAAACAAUAAAGACAGAGGCGGCCGCCGAUCAAAUGACCAAUUUCGGGUUAAAGUUGGACCAGUACAUCAAGAAACCCGCAGCUUUGAGAAACAAAAGCGCCGCCUCUUUAACCCGAGACUGGACGGAACAAGAAACUCUUUUGUUAUUGGAAGGUCUCGAGAUGUACAAAGACGAUUGGAACAAAGUUUGUGAGCACGUGGGUUCCCGAACCCAGGACGAGUGCAUUUUGCACUUUUUGCGUUUACCGAUUGAAGAUCCAUACCUGGAGGACCCCGAAGCCGGUGGUGCACUAGGUCCACUAGCCUAUCAACCGAUUCCUUUCAGUAAAGCGGGAAACCCUAUUAUGUCCACAGUAGCCUUUUUAGCUUCCAUAGUGGAUCCUAGAGUGGCCGCCGCCGCCGCCAAAUCCGCCAUGAACGAAUUCGCCAGCAUAAAAGACGAAGUCCCCGCCGCCGUCAUGGACGCCCACUUGAAAAACGUGGAAGCCUCCUCCGCCGAGGGCAAGUACGACCCUGCAGCCAACCUAGCCCUCACCGGAAUCGCAGGCACCGCCCCCGAGAAAGAAGAAGACGACAAAAUCAAAAAAGAACCCGAGACGAAAGAAGAAGAAAAACCAGACGAGAAAAAACCCGAAGAAAAGGACGAAAAAGAAGACAAAACGAUAAAGACAGAGGCGGCCGCCGAGCCCGUCAAGAGCGAAAAACCCGAGCAACCCGAACCCAAGUCCGAGCGCACGGUGAAAGACAGCGAGAUGCAGAGCGCCGCGGCCGCCGCGUUGGCGGCGGCCGCCGUCAAAGCCAAGCACCUGGCGGCGGUCGAAGAGCGCAAGAUUAAGUCACUGGUGGCCUUGUUAGUGGAAACACAGAUGAAGAAGCUCGAAAUCAAGCUGCGGCACUUCGAGGAGCUGGAGACGACGAUGGAGCGCGAAAGGGAGGGGCUGGAGUAUCAGCGGCAGCAGCUGAUCACGGAGCGGCAGCAGUUCCACCUGGAGCAGCUGAAGGCGGCGGAGUUCAGGGCGAGGCAGCAGGCGCACCAGAGGCUGCAGGCCGAUCAGGGCCAGUGGGCCUUGCAGCAGCCGCAGAUGACGCAUACGGCGCCGCCCAACGAGGGGGCGGCCACCAACACGCCCACGCCUCCCAGUCCGCAAGCCGCCGCCGUCGCGUCCCCCGGGGCGCCGCAUCAUCAUAUUUAAGCUGCAAGUUUGGUUCGUAGGCGUAGGAGUUUUUUUAUUACGAUUCGCAUUCUUUUGUCUUUUUAAGUAUACAUGAUAUGAUUUGGGCUUUUAUUUUUAUUAUAUUAUGUAGGAGUCUACAUUUCGUGAUUGAUUUGUAAGUGGUUCUUGUAUUAAAUAUGUACAAAACU
Messenger RNA from Zophobas morio, 1525 nucleotides. RefSeq names its product SWI/SNF complex subunit SMARCC2-like. Lineage: Eukaryota; Metazoa; Arthropoda; Insecta; Coleoptera; Tenebrionidae. Gene Ontology annotation, biological process: positive regulation of DNA-templated transcription. Gene Ontology annotation, cellular component: SWI/SNF complex. The coding region runs from base 195 to 1355 and encodes 386 amino acids. Gene Ontology annotation, molecular function: DNA binding; histone binding. The transcript has a single exon. The record is from RefSeq and is a predicted model, not a curated record.